This is a messenger RNA of Blastomyces gilchristii SLH14081, 3216 nucleotides long. RefSeq names its product alanyl-tRNA synthetase. Gene Ontology annotation, cellular component: cytoplasm; mitochondrion. The transcript has 6 exons. Gene Ontology annotation, molecular function: alanine-tRNA ligase activity; ATP binding; aminoacyl-tRNA deacylase activity. The coding region runs from base 1 to 3216 and encodes 1071 amino acids. Lineage: Eukaryota; Fungi; Ascomycota; Eurotiomycetes; Onygenales; Ajellomycetaceae. Gene Ontology annotation, biological process: tRNA modification; alanyl-tRNA aminoacylation. The record is from RefSeq and is a predicted model, not a curated record.
AUGAGAGGAGUUGGAGGAGAGAGAGUAGCGAGUGGAGUGGUGCUGCGUCGGGGAUUGGGUUUUUCUAGACUCCGUGCUCGUGCUGGUGCUGGCGCUGGUGCUGGUGCUGGUGCUGGUGUUGCAGGUAUCGGUGCAGCUGGUAUUUGUGUUGGUGGUGCCCCCCGUGGUGUUUGUGGUGUUGGUCCGUCGCCGCCUUCGACACGCUUCUUUGCCCGCCGCCGCUUUCCCUCCCCCGCCAUCUACAACUCCUCGACAUCCACGCCCUCCCCCGUCGCCACUCUCCCUGCCCGCUUCCACCACCACGGUCUGGCUCAUUCGGCUUUCAAGAUGGCUUCGACGCAGACUGUCGAGCAGCCAGAGUGGUCUGCUCUGCGCGUGCGGAAUGCCUUUCUGGACUUUUUCAAGGAAAAUGGCCAUACCUUUGUGCCCUCUUCUUCCGUUGUGCCUCUCUCAGACCCCACUCUACUGUUCACAAAUGCGGGAAUGAACCAGUACAAGUCCAUCUUCCUGGGUACUGUUGAUCCAAACUCAGACUUUGCGACCCUGAAACGUGCGCAUAACUCGCAGAAGUGUAUACGUGCCGGCGGAAAACACAAUGAUCUUGACGACGUUGGGAAGGAUAGUUAUCACCAUACCUUCUUCGAGAUGCUCGGUAACUGGAGUUUCGGAGACUACUUCAAGAAGGAAGCUAUCAGCUACUCAUGGGAUCUUCUCACCAAAGUCUACGGCCUAGAACCCGACCGCCUAUACGUGACCUACUUUGAAGGGAAUCCCGAUGCGGGCAUCGGUCCCGAUUUGGAGGCUAAGGAAUUAUGGUUGUCUGUUGGCGUUGCAGAGGAUCAUCUCCUCUCAGGCAAUAUGAAAGAUAACUUUUGGGAAAUGGGAGAGCAAGGCCCAUGCGGUCCCUGCAGCGAAAUCCAUUACGAUAGAAUCGGAGGCCGUAAUGCGGCUCACCUCGUGAACCAAGAUGACCCGAAUGUCCUAGAAAUCUGGAAUAACGUCUUCAUCCAAUACAACCGCGAGCCAGACAGAUCCCUACGGCCUCUCCCCAACAGGCACAUUGAUACCGGUAUGGGUUACGAACGCCUCGUUUCAAUCCUGCAGAACAAGUCAUCAAACUACGAUACGGAUGUUUUUACCCCGCUUUUCGAUAAGAUCAGGGAGAUUACAGGUUGCCGACCGUAUACUGGCAAAUUCGGCGAAGAGGAUACCGACGGAAUCGAUACUGCGUACCGCGUUGUUGCUGAUCAUAUCAGAACCCUCACAUUCGCUAUAUCUGAUGGAGCUUCUCCAAAUAACGAAGGGCGGGGCUAUGUGGUUCGACGAGUUCUCCGGCGCGGUGCUCGAUAUGCGCGCAAAUAUUUAAACGUUGAAAUCGGAAGCUUCUUCUCGAAAAUUGUCCCUACACUCGUUGAGCAGAUGGGCGAUAUGUUCCCUGAAAUCAGACGGAAACAGACAGAUGUGAUGGAGAUUUUAGACGAGGAGGAAAUCUCCUUCGCCAAGACACUCGACCGUGGAGAGCGUCUCUUUGAAGAAUAUGCCCUCCAGGCUAAGCAGAAAGGACUUGGUAACCUACAUGGAGCGGAUGUGUGGAGACUCUACGACACCUUUGGUUUCCCUGUGGACUUAACCCAGCUCAUGGCUGAGGAACGGGGCUUGACUAUUGAUAAUGCCGAAUUUGAAGAAGCCCGGCUAAAGGCAAAGGAGGCAAGCAAGGGCCAAGGGAAGCAAACUGCUGAUGUAGUGAAGCUGACCGUUCAUGAUCUUGGCCUCCUCGAGACCAUGGACAAUGUCCCCAAGACGAACGACGAUGCGAAGUUUGGUAGAGGAAACAUCACCUCUCAGAUCAAGGCGAUCUACCACAACAAGAAGUUUGUUGAUUCAACCAAGGAUAUCCCGGAGGGUGAACAAUUUGGUAUUAUCCUUGACCGCACCAACUUCUAUGCGGAGCAAGGUGGCCAGGAGAACGAUACCGGAAAGAUCAUUAUCGAUGGCAAGGCAGAGCUUGCCGUUGAAGAUGUCCAGGUAUACGGAGGAUACAUACUUCACACAGGCUUCAUGAAAUACGGCUCCUUCAAUGUCAAUGACUCCGUCAUUGCCGAGUACGACGAACUCCGAAGAUGGCCCAUCCGAAACAACCACACAGGAACCCACAUCCUCAACUUCGCCCUCCGCCAGGUCCUUGGUGAGGGUGUUGAGCAAAAGGGCUCCCUCGUCGCCGCGGAGAAGCUACGCUUCGACUUCUCUCACAAAUCCGCCGUCUCAGAUUCCGACCUCGAGAAGAUCGAACGGAUAUCCACCGACUAUAUCCGUCAAAACUGCGCCGUAUAUGCCAAGGAUGUCCCCCUCUCCACCGCCCGUGAGAUCUCCGGCGUCCGCGCCGUCUUCGGCGAAACCUACCCAGACCCCGUCCGUGUCGUCUCCGUUGGUGUCGAGCUCGAAGAGAUCCUCCAAAACGUCCAUGAUCCGCGCUGGAAGGACAUCAGUAUCGAAUUUUGCGGCGGUACCCACGUCCAGAAGACAGGGGACAUCAAGGAUCUCGUCAUCCUCGAAGAGAACGGUAUCGCCAAGGGCAUCCGACGCAUCAUCGCCGUGACAGGCGAAGAGGCGCAUGAGGUCCAACGCAUCGCGAAAGAAUUCGGUGAGCGCCUCCAACGCUUCGAUAAGAUGGAACUGGGCCCGCAGAAGGAGAUGGAGGCCAAGUUGCUCCAGGUGGACUUGAACCAGCUCACGAUAUCUGCCGUUGAGAAAGUCCGGUUCCGCGAGCGGUUUACGCAGAUCCACAAGAAGGUCGUCGAGGGGCAGAAGGCGGCGCAGAAACUGGAGUCGAAGAAGGCGCUUGAUGCGAUCACGGGCUAUUUCGAGACACCUGAGAAUAAAGAUGCACCGCAUCUGGUGUUGCAGCUGCCCAUCUCGGCGAAUCCCAAGGCAGUGAGCGAUUCGUUGAAUUUCGUCAAGACGAAGAUGCAGAAUAAGUCUGUUUACGUGUUUGCGGCGGAUAAGGGGGCUGGGAAGGUUGUGCAUGGGUGCCAUGUUGCGCAGUCUCUAAGUGCGCAGGGUGCAACACCUAAUGAGUGGGCCAAUACUGUCUCGAGCAUUGUGGGUGGGCGUGCAGGAGGUAAAGCGCCUGUCGCCAUCGGGAAUGGUACGGAGGCUGAGAAAUUGGAGGACGCCAUCAAGGCUGCUACGGAAUAUCUGGAGAAGUUUAAACUUUGA